AUGGCCAAUCUGCCCGGUGGUACACAUGUUCUCUCCGGCGCCGAGGCACAAAGGCUGCGCACCUUCUGCACCUCCGAAGUCUGGACUGAAGCAGACCUAGACGACUACUCCCACAUCGUGCGUGGACCCACAUCAAGCGUGCGCGCCGAUUUCGAAGAGAGAUCCAGCGUCGAUGGCAUUGAGAAGACACGCCAAUCACUUGCCGACAUCCACUACGGCCCCACCAAAGUCCCCCUCUUCAACUUCCUGCUCCAGCUCACUCACCUCGACCCGUACAACCGGCUGCGUUACCUUGAGACAACACGCUAUCUCGCGCUCGAGGCAAAAGUACCCGUCGAUUCUACGGAUCUGAGCGGUACCACAACCUUCAUGUAUGCCAUUUCCACUAAGCCGUAUUGGGAUCGUGAGUUUGCGGAUAUUAUGGUAGAGGCUGGUGUAGCUAUUAACCAUCGGAAUCGCUAUGGCUGUGUUGCUGGGCAUGAUAUUAUCAUGGCAAGUGAUUAUAGUGCGAAGGGGAAGAAGAAGACGGUGGAUGCGCUAAGGUACUUUAUAGAGAAGGGCGGGGAUGUUAAUGUUGCUGAAGGGAAUGGAAUUACGAUCCACCGGAUGGGUACAUCUGUCCAGAGAUUGAUUCCUGAAAUUGGGUUGCUGUUGAAUGGCGGCGGAGGUGCUGGUAUUUCUGGUAGCACAUCAGGUGGGUUGGGUGGGAAGAAGAUUGGGAGGAAUGACCCCUGCCAUUGUGGUAGUAAAAAGAAGUUCAAGACUUGCUGCGGUAAAAAUUAG
Messenger RNA from Lachnellula hyalina, 783 nucleotides. RefSeq names its product Protein translocase subunit (gene secA). The transcript has a single exon. The record is from RefSeq and is a predicted model, not a curated record. NCBI's taxonomy places the organism in Eukaryota, Fungi, Ascomycota, Leotiomycetes, Helotiales, Lachnaceae. The coding region runs from base 1 to 783 and encodes 260 amino acids.